UUGAGUUUGUUUUUAUCAGCAAAUCAUUUUUAUUAAAAUUUUGCUGUUGGAUGAACUAAUGGACGCAGUAGGAGUCAGAACUAACCCUCAAAAGGGUCAAUUAAUAAAUUGAAACUUCAUUUGUCUUUAUGAAAUGAUAAAGAAGUUUCGUGUAAAAAAGGUCACGACAAGCAAGAAUGUCUCGAACUGGGACAUUGGAUAGUCUACCUUGGGUACGCAAGGAAUUUAAUAGUUGAGAUCUGACAUCACGAUACUCCACGCAUGUCCAAACGACAUGAUCAAUAUCCCGAUAACCUUCUUCACAAGCACAAUGAUUAGUUUCGGAAAGUCCAAUUCGAAGAAGGUGUGCAUCUAACGUGUAGUGAUUGGACAUGAGUUUGGACAUCACACGAAUGAAAUCCCUACUCACAUCCAGUCCCUUGAACCAUGCCUUUGUCGAUAUUUUAGGAAUAAUUGAGUGCAUCCACCGACCCAGAUCAUCUCUAUCCCGAGAAGCUUGCCAGCUGGCAAGUGAUCUUUGCCGAGUCGCGCUAUAGAAUUCGUUGAAGGCAAUCGGUCGCACAUAAAUUUCACCUUCAAUAGCACCACGUUUGGCAAAACUAUCGGUUCUUUCAUUGCCUGAAAUGGAACAAUGAGCCGGGACCCAAAGUCAUUUCGCCGAAAGGGUUGUUUCGCCGAAUGACAUAUCGCCGAAUGGGUCACUUCGCCGAAUGCCAUUUCGCCGAAAGCCGUUUCGCCGAAAGUCAUUUCGCCGAAAGGGUUAUUUCGCUGAAUGACAUAUCGCCGAAUGGGUCACUUCGCCGAAUGCCAAUUCGCCGAAAGCCAUUUCGCCGAAAGGGUCAUUUCGCCGAAUGCUGAAAUCGUCUUGAAAUCGUAAUUAGAAUUGAUUUAAAUUAAAGACAAACGAUAGAUGAUAGCGUUAACGCCCGUUUUGUUAACCUAACAUUGUACUUCUUGAAUAAUGAUUGACAAGUUACCAGCAACCUAUCGUGCUGUACAGUCGAUAGUUAUCGUCCGUGCUAUAUUUAAAAGUUUACUGACGAACAGUAUCAAAAGGUUUAUUUAUCGCUUUUGUUAACACGCAACGGUUUUCGCGUUUAGAAUGCGGGAAAAUACGUUCCGUGUGGAUUACUCACAGUUUCCGAAGCACCUUUCCCACGAUGUAAUUCUUAAAUUCAUCGGGAAGGAACUCGGUCUAUUGCGUGAAAACGUCCUUCAAAUUCAGCCAAGGAAGAGGCUAGGUUGUACUUUUGUAAAGGUCAACAGCCUCACCGUAGCCGAGGAAAUCGUAAAACAACACGACAACAAGCAUGAAUUCACGAUCGACGGGGAAGUAUACAAACUACGUAUAACGAUGGAAGACGGAGCAGUAGAAGUGCAAAUCUUCGAUUUUCCCGAGGAUGUCACCAACGAACAUGUGGCUUCGUUCCUUUCUGACUACGGUGAAGUUCUCAGUGUUCGUGACCUAUUAUGGGACAGUCGAUAUGGUAUUUUUGAAGGAAUAAGUACAGGAGUUCGCAUCGCUAGAAUGGUCGCAAAGACGAACAUUCCCUCUCUCGUUACAAUAUAGGGAGAAGACACAGCUUGUAGCAUUACCGAAUAAAUUAAAGAUUGUAUGGCCCCUCGCGUUGAUGGCCAACUAUCAGUAUCGCAUACAAUUCUAAAUAAAUUCUCUCGAGAGUUCCAUUCGAGUACUAAUGAAUAUUAUAGUACGCACUCUCACACCGGACCUGGUUGACUGGUUGGAACUGAGAUACGUUCGACGGGUGGUCGAGACGCGGGCGUCACCCCCCUAUUUGAAGUAGGUUUCUUUUUCUUAGCUUAUAAACUUGAUAAUGCGAUAUACCGAGAAGAAUAUGUCUUUCUCUGGGUUUUAAAAGGGAUCGUUCGGACUGACUCAAACUUCUUUGUUAGGAGGUCAAUGCUCUGGGAACAUUCGGGGGAGAUUGAAAUCGUGUACAGGAGAGAUUCGGAAAACUUCAUAAUUAAUUACGUAGUUCCGGAAGGGAAUAUUUUACUCACGCUUAAUCUGAGGACUCCAAAGAUCUGAUCAUCCACUUUGUUCUGGAUCGUGGAAGAGGCAGGAGUGGUUUAAUUUUGUUCCGCGCCUCGAUGUGUAGUUUUAGGUAACCUAAAAUAUCUUGAGUUUCCCUUUAUCAGUUCACCAUAAAAUAGUUUUCCUUCCCCAGUGCCAAGCUAUAAGGCAAGUUAGUGGCUCCGAGUUUAUUGGAGCAUAGUUAGUAUCGGUAUUAUCGAUUAAAGGUAAGGUGCAACCUUGCGAACGAUGUAGUGCGUUUUCUAAAACCAGCAUGUUGUUGGGUGCGUGUCUUUGUGCAGGUUCUUCGUGCUGCAAAAUUCCCGUCACAUCGACCAACCAGUAUCAACGACCACUUUUGACCCCACCAUCUAGCUACAAAGUUCCCGGUGAACCGACCGGAAGAGCGCUGAUCGUCAAAAGUCAACCACGCGCUAGGUAGGGAGCAGUAACCGUCGCUUCGAUCCGUCCCGACAUCAGAUAAUUACCGCGUGGAACGUGGUGAACGCAAACCAGAAAUCCGGAUCUUCUGCGGGCCCGAAUCUGCCAGCAAUCGGCAAGGAAAUCGCGCUGGCGUCCGUAAAGCAGUCAAUGUUCGUCGGUCUCCAGCAUCGACCCGUAAACCACGUAAAACCAUGGUAAAGUGAGUACAAACCGUUUUCUUUUCUUGACAUGCGCAUGAUCAAUAUAUAUAAUGAACCCCACGUAAUUAGUCACAUGGGCUAAAUCACCACGAUUUAUUGAAACCAUCUUAAAGCCCGGGUUCGAAAACGUUUUUUUUUGUCUGGUGGAUUUCCUUUGCUGCCACCUGUGAAAAUCCUAGGUCGGCGAUGAACCCGCCGUAUAAAUCUGUACAAGGAAACGCACGCACCUUACCCCCCGUCACUCAUUUUCGGAUGAAUACCAGUCUAGGAAUUAGCUCCGACAGUAUCAAAUAUGCACUGGGAAAGUAGAGAGAGAGAAGUGACAGUAGCCAGAUCAGUUCGCAUACCGCACACAAAGCUAGCUAGCAUGUAGAGAGUUUGGAAGUCGAUCCCUACCAAGAUGAAAAUAUAAUAUACUUUUUUUUGGUUUGUAAUAAAAGCAGAAUUUCGUUUGUGUAUUUUAAAUAGUGUUUAAUUUUUUUGGUAGCGGUGACUAUUUAUGGUAUUUUCAGGUGAAGGUUUUCUCAAGAUAUUCGGGCGAUUAGAUUUCGGAUAAUUUUUGUAGAUCUACCCUCCCUAAUCCCCUCGCGAGCUGGAGCCCUGUGGCUGCUAAAGUCUUUACCAGUGAUGAAAAGCAUCGUUUGAGUGAAUCUUCUUUAUUCGUCUGGUCUUACUGUGGCGAUUUCGGUUUUCAGCGGGUGUUUUCUUUGGGGUGUUGGCGGACUAUCAAGGUCACCUGAGCCACGUUGGACCGUCUCGACUGGAACUCAGAAACAGACAAUACCCGCCCAUAGGAAGGGUCUCAAUUAGCUGGGCAAACAAACAAGGCGUUUGGUCUCCUUAGGGAGUGGCGCAAAAAAAUCAUUCGCUAAAUUUUGAAACGGGUCUAGUUCCAACGGUCUUAGGUUACAAAUGGCGCCCAACGUGAUUUGGCAAAAUAUCUUAAGAUUAAAGUAAUUAAAUUGUGUAUAUAUACAGAUUUUUGAAAUUAUUUGUUAAGAUGCUAAGAUUUACGAAAAACAUUUUGUUUGUGUGUUAAAUAAGUUUAUUGUCAAACUGAUUCUUCUUUACAUACAUUGGGAAUAACUUGUAGUAAUAUUUAUUGUAUCAUAUAUUUUUCCCAUCUAACAUAAGUAAGCGAUACAAUACGGGAUAGUACAUCAUCUCUCAAAGAUGGAUCGAUUUCCAUAUGCUGAGCAUUUAAAUUCUGAGGAGGUUGACUAUGAACUUCUGAUCAGAGGACAGUUAGAAGCAUCCAACUGUGAACUUGACCUGGCUGGUAAACAGAGGCUUCUAAGAACCCUAUUUAAAGCCGACAUCAAAAAUAGUCAAAACUAUCGAUCACCUUUCAAUAUUUCGGCAGAAUUUUCUCACAUUUCGGGAUGGGUUGCAGACUUAUCUAGAUCAUUAAUGCGAAUUGGGGUUGAACCGCGAUUUGAAUCGCGUAUGCUACACUACUGGUAUCGUGCAAAGCGGUGCCAGACAGUGACUGAAGAUCAGAAAAAGAUGCGGAGAGAGUUAGUGCGUCGAAUUGAAGAGUGCAUGCGAACACAUAAGAUAGGCCCACCAACGUUCACAAUCAAGCAGUUGAUUAACGACAAACUACAAACAACAAAUGCAAUGAGUAGCCAGGGCCAGAGUGACAAACGACACGACUUCGAUCGAUCCCUUCCGCAACAAGGUACAAAAUCGGCAAAGGAGACGGGUACUAGACCAAAAGACAGUCGCCGGAUGCACACGAGUACACCGAUUGAAACAGAGAACAAUUUAGAGUUGAGCUGUAAAAUCGAAAAGAUGGAACAGAUGCUUAAAAACUUGACUAACAAGUUUUCGGCGUAUGGUUUACGAGGUAACAAUAGAAGGGGGAAAGAGGAGAGAUCAGAUUGGUUCUUCACCUUUGUUGAUGAGUUCGACGACUGGGCAACUUUCGAAAAACUGAUUAAAUACCGCUUUGGAAAUCCAAAUCAGGACCAGGGGAUUCGCACGAAAAUCCAAGAGCGAAAACAAAUGCGAGGCGAAACUUUCAUAGCAUUUGUCACCGAAAUCGAGAAGUUGAACCGAAUGCUGUCGAAGCCACUGUCACGGAACCGGAAGUUUGAGGUGAUCUGGGAUAACAUGAGACAGCAUUAUCGAUCAAAGAUCUCAAUAGUGGAAGUCAAAAACCUGCAACAUCUGCUGAAGUUAAACCACAGAAUCGAUGCAGCGGAUUCAAAUCUACAACAAGCAUGGGAGCCGCAUCCCAGAAGACCAGUGAACAACGUAGAGGUCGAACAGAGCGACUCAGAGAGCGAUAACCUCAUAGACGUUAACGCAAUGCGAAUGCGAUCCACAGAACACACGAAGCCAGUAGCAAACUCACAAUAUCAGCGAAUAAUAUCUCCAAGUAUUACCAGAAAUGAUCAAAGUCACCACAAGACCAAUGAUUCAAUUCGGCCAUGGACCUGUUGGAAUUGCCGACAGGAAGGACACGCGUGGCGGGAUUGUACCAAACCGAAGGUUAUAUUUUGCUACGGUUGCGGAAAUUUAGGUAGAACGCUGCGAUGCUGCGAACGUUGCACGACCAUCGCACGACCGUUUACACACGGAACCCAACAGGAAAACUUAUAAAGGGAUGGGAGUUGGGGAAUCCGACUGUCCCUACCAACAAACAGAUUCCCAUAAACGAACAUUGUUUUGAAUUUGACCCCCUACUGCGCAUCCACCAUAUAAGAAUAAACGUAAAAAAAUGCCCCCACAUUAGAGUGAAGGUGUUUGAAACUGAAAUGGAAGCUUUACUAGACUCGGGGGCGGGCAUAAGUGUGAUCAACUCUCCGAUACUGACCGAACAAUAUGGCUUGAAAAUCCUCCUGGUAGCGUUACGCGUGAGCACAGCGGACGGAACAGAGUAUAAGUGCUUAGGAUACUUAAACAUCCCAUUCACGUAUAAAAAUAAAACAAAAAUAGUGCCAACGAUCAUCGUUACUCAAAUCUCCAGACCGUUAAUCCUAGGUGUAGACUUUUGGGAUUCCUUUGGCAUCCAACCAAUGAUUGAUGUUGGAAAUGGACCAGAAAAAAUCAAAACUAGUAUAAACUCAACGCUUUGUUUCAACAUUGAACCCACGAGUGAGGUCCCUAAAAUAGAUCAACAAGUGGCAGAUGAAACGUUAGACGUCCCAACAAUGGACGACGUGCCAGAACCGGUUCCGGAAAUGAUUGAGACGGAACAUGAGUUAAAUGAAAAACAACGGGCCGAAUUAAUUCGGGUAAUAAAAGAGUUCGAAUUCACUUCUCCUGGGAAAUUAGGUCGCACAAGUCUGAUUCAACACGAGAUAAUUUUCAAAGAAGACGCAAAACCUAGAUUCCAACCAGUUUAUAUAUGUUCGCCUUUUAUACAACACCAAAUCGACGCAGAAAUUGAGCGCUUUAAGACGCUGGAUGUAAUCGAAGAAUGCUAUAGUGAAUGGACUAAUCCGCUAGUCCCAUUCAAAAAGGCGAAUGGAAAAAUUCGCGUUUGCCUAGACUCUCGGAUAAUCAAUGCAAUGACGGUGAAGGAUGGAUACCCGAUGCAGAACAUGCAAGAUAUCUUCCACCGUUUGGGGCACGCGAAAUUCUACUCGAUCAUCGAUCUAAAAGAUGCAUAUUUUCAGAUAC
Molecule: messenger RNA, 6309 nt
Organism: Malaya genurostris
Lineage: Eukaryota; Metazoa; Arthropoda; Insecta; Diptera; Culicidae
Exons: 2
Coding region: 3853-5286 (477 amino acids)
Molecular function (GO): nucleic acid binding; zinc ion binding
Source: RefSeq, a predicted model, not a curated record